UUGUGUUAGUUGAUUGCCUAAGUAAAAUAUUUGUACACGCUUAGCCUCGCCGAAUUCGGUCGACGCGGCGAAGGCUAAAUCUUUCGGAUACAAAAUCAAAUACCGGAUGCUUUACGAUUGAUGAUUACGAAGUUUAUUUAGAACAGAAUGGCUGCAUUGGUGGGUUGAAUUCUAUUUCCCAGCGAAUAACAACCAGGAAUGCAAAUCAGAUGUAGGCCGUGGGUGUCCGUCGAAAAUGGAAUGAAAUCGUGCAAGCUUCGACAGGGCUUCGACUUACUCAUUAGAAGCUUGAGAUAAUUAUUUCUAAGAAUGAAGAUUACCUGGCAAUCGGUGAAGCCGAAGCUACGGUGUCUUGUAGCUGUUAUUAUACCUGUGCUACUGUGCCCUUUACUUCUGUACGGAACCAGGGAAGCGCGAUGUACUUACGUUAUAGCUCUGAUGGCUGGUUACUGGAUGUUCGAAAUCAUGCCUCUUUCUAUUACAUCAUUACUGCCAGUCUGUCUUUUUCCACUGUUAGGCGUUAUCUCUACGUCUGACGCUUCACUACCGUACAUGAAGGAUUCAAUCAUGCUAUUUUUGGCGGGAAUGAUCAUGGCAGGGGCUAUUGAAAAAUGUAACCUGCACAAGAGAAUAGCCCUUAAAAUUUUGCUUAUCGUUGGAGGGCAAGCUCAGUGGUUGAUGCUGGGUUUUAUGACAACGGCGGCCUUUAUAUCAAUGUGGAUUUCAAAUAUAGCAACUGUACUAAUGCUUCUCCCUAUUGUAGAUUCUGUCGUCGAAGAAGUUGGCAGAAACAGGGAUAGCAGUGAAGCUCAACUCAAACAUCCCGUCGCAGAUAGAUCAUCAUCAUCUUCGCUUUCCAUUAACCGCGGCGGAAGUUCUUCUACCUUUAGAGUCGACGAAAACGCUGACAGAAAUUGGGAAAACGAUCGUCGAGAGCUACAGCGCGGGAUGUUGCUUGCAGUUGCCUACGCAGCGAAUUUAGGUGGUACAGGAUCGCUGCUUGGAACCGCACCAAAUCUUAUCCUUUACGGAAUCAUAGAAGAAAAAUUUCCAGAUUGCGAUGUACUGAGUUUUGCUACGUGGAUGGUGUACAAUGUUCCCCCAUUGAUUCUGGCCGUUUUGUUUGCUUGGGGAUAUCUUUAUUUGUUUGAAUUGCCUAAGAAGUACAAGAAACGUACCGACUCAGAAUCGAGCUACGAGGAUGUUUUAGAGAUGAUCCGCCGACGAUAUCGGGAUUUAGGCCCUAUGUCCUUUCGAGAAUACGCCGUCGUGGUCUUGUUUGGGUUGCUCGUUCUGAUUUGGUUCUUUCGUAAUCCACGAUUUAUGCCUGGAUGGUCUCAACUAAUUCCACAUGGCAACAUAAUCAAGGACGCUACGCCUGCAAUCGGUAUUACCGUUCUGAUGUUCCUCAUCCCAUCCGAUCCUCGUAACCACUUCACCGGGCCCGCUCUCCUCGACUGGAAAUUUGUUCAGGGAUACAUUCCAUGGGGCGUGCUAUUGCUAAUGGGUGCUAGUUUUUCGAUGGCCUCUGCAGCAGAGAAAUCCGGCCUUUCUCGUUUGCUGGGACAAAGUAUCGCUCAGCUGGAGGGACUUCCGCCGUUUGUUCUUGUGGUAAUACUCACAGUAGGAACAGCUUUCAUCACCGAACUCUGCUCAAAUUCGGCGACGGCAUCGCUGCUACUGCCUAUUACAGCUUAUUUGGCGUCCAGUCUGCGUAUUCAUCCGCUCAAGCUGAUGAUGCCAGUCGCAAUUUCUUCAUCGUUUGCGUUCAUGCUUCCAGUUGCCACUCCGCCAAAUGCCGUUAUCUACGAACACUCUGGUAUCCCUACGGCAGAUAUGGUACGCUGUGGCUUCGUAAUGAACGUGGUAUGCAUUACAAUCGAACUUAUAGCAAUUCACACGAUCGGCGAUUGGGUCUUUGACUUAUCCCACUUCCCGCAAUGGGCAGUAUUUACAACGCCCUUUCCGCAUAACUGACAAUGGCAAACGCAUUAAACUGUCAACCUGCACAACUGUAGCGGGACGGGCGCGAAAACAGGCUUUUGAAAUUCUAGCAAAUCGAUAACUUAGAAGCAGACGAACAAUUUUUGAUUUGUUUACAGAAACAUUCCUUGGAAAUCUUGUACAUCAUCUAUAUAUAGUAGAAGAUAGAUCGUUCACUACACACUCAUUCCUGUCUUCUUCUAGAUACAUGUAUUAUGAACAUGUAACAGAUCGAACGUGAAGUGCUGAGUGUAAAAUAAAAAUACGUGCACACUUUCAAUUCGGCAAAUGGCUAUAGAGAGUACCAUCUGUACAGGUGUUUAUCAAUGUUAAGUUAUCUGCUACUUAUAAAUGAAUAUGAGCGAUUUCAGAUUAGGUUACUCAUUCACUGAAACUUCUGGUUAAUGUUCUUCAUGUUGAUGGCAUCAAAUAUAUGCAAGGACAAUUCCCACGACUAACAACGUCUGCAGUUGAACAUUUUGUAAAUACUAUGUACUUAUAUGUAUUAGUACGGCAAUCCAGCUAGAGAGGGUACCCAGAACUACGAUCGCCGCAGCUGCUACAACAUAGCUCGUUUUUGCCAAGGAUGACCAUAACAUACUAAAGAUGAUGCAUACACGCUCAAAAUAAAUAAGUAAGUCUACUCGUAGCCC
This is a messenger RNA of Varroa destructor (honeybee mite), 2636 nucleotides long. RefSeq names its product Na(+)/citrate cotransporter-like. Gene Ontology annotation, biological process: transmembrane transport; citrate transport; succinate transport. NCBI's taxonomy places the organism in Eukaryota, Metazoa, Arthropoda, Arachnida, Mesostigmata, Varroidae. The record is from RefSeq and is a predicted model, not a curated record. Gene Ontology annotation, cellular component: plasma membrane. Gene Ontology annotation, molecular function: citrate transmembrane transporter activity; succinate transmembrane transporter activity.